Molecule: messenger RNA, 675 nt
Organism: Necator americanus (New World hookworm)
Lineage: Eukaryota; Metazoa; Nematoda; Chromadorea; Rhabditida; Ancylostomatidae
Exons: 1
Coding region: 1-675 (224 amino acids)
Biological process (GO): DNA repair
Molecular function (GO): double-stranded DNA 3'-5' DNA exonuclease activity
Source: RefSeq, a predicted model, not a curated record
AUGUGUUCUUCAGAAGCUAGGGCGUACUCCAGAAGCGACGCGCAUUGUCCUCGCCCGGGCAAUGUGGCAAAUAUGCGAGGGCUACCAGCUAGAGGACGAAGCCGGCCAAAGAAGUUAGUCCGCCAUCGCCAGCAACAUCCAGUGCGCUUGGCAACACUUAACGUUGGGACGCUUACUGGAAGAAGUCGUGAACUGGCUGACAGUCUCAGAAAACGCCGUGUUGACAUAUGUUGUAUACAGGAGACUCGCUGGAAAGGCUCCAAGGCAAGGGAAUUAGACGAUGACUACAAGCUGAUCUACCAUGGCACAUCAAAUCGCAAUGGGGUUGGUAUCAUAUUGAACGAGUCGUUUAGAAAUAGCGUCACAGCGGUGGAUCGACUAUCGGAUCGCUUGAUGGCUGUAAAAGUAGAUAAAGGAAAAGUGGAAUUGCGAGUCGUCUCUGCUUAUGCGCCACAGGCGGGCUGUAGUGAAGAAGAGAAGGCAAGCUUUUGGGAGGAUCUGGAGCAGUACGUCCAAUCCCUGGAAAGCGAAGAAAUACUUUUAAUCGGAGGAGACUUCAACGGACAGUCAGUUCUCGGAAAGACGGAUUCGAGAGUUGUCGUGGUGGAUACGGCUAUGGAGCUCGUAACGACGACGGGUUGCGAAUCCUGGAGUAUGCUGUUGGAAGUGACUUGA